Messenger RNA from Carica papaya (papaya), 1922 nucleotides. RefSeq names its product isopentenyltransferase 9 (gene IPT9). Gene Ontology annotation, biological process: cytokinin biosynthetic process; tRNA modification. The record is from RefSeq and is a predicted model, not a curated record. Gene Ontology annotation, molecular function: tRNA dimethylallyltransferase activity. NCBI's taxonomy places the organism in Eukaryota, Viridiplantae, Streptophyta, Magnoliopsida, Brassicales, Caricaceae.
ACUAAUUUAGCCGAAGAAGAAAAUCACUGCAUAAAUAUCUCAUGCUGUAAAAUAAUCAACCCAGAAGAGAAACGGGGCGGGGCGGAAAGUAGAAUCAACAGGAAGAUAACUUUCACGUAUCAAAUCUUCAACAACAACAGAUACCCACCUUCUCCUCUGCAAUUCAAACACCGACAAGGUGCGACAAUGGCAACUGGGGCAUGUGGAAUCCGCGCAUGCUGCUUGCAACUGCAACGGCACAGACCCUUCCUCGCGUCGUUCGCUAGUCGCAGGAGAUUCUGUGCCAACACCACUUGCUCUGUCUCUGUCAACGGUAAGAAAAAGAAUGAGAAGGAGAAGGUGAUUGUGAUAUCAGGGCCAACUGGGGCAGGCAAAAGCAGACUUGCAUUGGAACUGGCAAAGCGACUCAACGGUGAAAUCAUUAGUGCCGACUCUGUUCAGGUAUAUCGGAGUCUUGAUAUUGGAUCUGCAAAGCCUUCACUCAUUGAUAGAAAGGAAGUGCCACACCAUCUGGUUGACAUAUUGCAUCCAUCUGAAGAAUACUCGGUUGGGCAAUUUUGUGAGGAUGCAAGGCAAGUUACACAAGAUAUACUUAACCGUGGACAUGUUCCCAUAGUCACUGGGGGCACUGGAUUGUACUUGCGAUGGUUUAUAUAUGGAAAACCAGAUGUUCCUAAGUCUUCUCCAGAAAUUGCUUCUGAAGUACAUUCUGAACUUGAGAAUUUACAGAGGGAUGAUGACUGGGAUGCAGCUGUCCAGUUGGUGGUCAAGGCAGGUGAUCCAAAGGCUAACAUGUUGGCCGCGAAUGAUUGGUACCGCCUGCGACGCAGCCUUGAGAUAAUUAAAUCCAGUGGAUCUCCUCCAUCUGCUUUUCAUGUACCAUAUGAUUUGUUCAGAGAGAAAUCUGUGUCAAAUGGUAAAGAUGGCUUUGAAGAUAUCGACUCUUCUUCUGAUGUUCCUGAGCAAAUUGUGCCAAACAAUUUGGAUUAUGACUUCAUCUGUUUUUUCCUCUCAAGUCCUCGAAUAGAUCUCUAUAGAUCAAUUGAUUUGCGGUGUGAAGACAUGCUCUCAGGACGGGAUGGACUAUUGUCUGAAGCUAGUUGUCUUCUUGAUAUGGGCCUUCUACCAAAUUCAAAUUCUGCAACUCGAGCAAUUGGUUACAGACAGGCCAUGGAAUACCUUGUGAAGUGCAGGCAACAAGGGGGUUGCAGUUCUACAAGGGAAUUCUAUGCAUUUUUGUCUGAAUUUCAGAAGGCCUCUCGGAAUUUUGCAAAAAGGCAAAUGACAUGGUUCCGUAAUGAGCGUAUUUAUCACUGGCUAGAUGCUUCUAAAUCCCUAGAAAAGGUGCUUAAAUUCAUUUAUGAUGCAUACCAUGACCAGACCGGAACUCUAGUUAUCCCUGAUUCUUUAAAAAUGAACAAAGAUAUCACAAACCACCGAGAAGCUUCUGAACUGAAGGGUUAUCGCACCAGGAACCGGCAAUUUCUUAGUUGUGAAGACUGCUCUGAUAUCCUAGAUUGGAUAAGAGCGACUCAGGGAUCUGCAGAUGAACUUGUACACUCUUUGACUUGAAUUAUUAUAUGUAAUAUGGAUUUGGGCACCCGAUGAAAUGAGUUAUUAGCUUCCUCUUGAAGAUUCCAUUGUCUUCCAGUUUGAAGCCAGAUUUUUCAUGCACAGACCAGUGUUCAAAUUCGAAUCUCGGGCCUAUACGGUUGGAACAUGUAAAGUUCUUCAUUCUUGGAGUAUUUCGACGUCGCCAUUUGCUUUUGUAACCUUAGGAAGGACCAUUGAGCAAGAUUUUUGGACAUCUGCUUCAGUUUUGCAAUGAGAACUGUGAAGAAAAACUUUUAGGCCAUUUGAUAAAUUGUGAAGGCUGAAAAUAAUAAUAUAGUCCUUCAAAUAAUUUUAUAUGUUAUCGUAAA